Messenger RNA from Drosophila novamexicana, 2103 nucleotides. It is a transcript of the gene Ing3, whose product is annotated as inhibitor of growth protein 3. The record is from RefSeq and is a predicted model, not a curated record. The transcript has 4 exons. Lineage: Eukaryota; Metazoa; Arthropoda; Insecta; Diptera; Drosophilidae. Gene Ontology annotation, biological process: regulation of DNA-templated transcription. Bases 64 to 2022 code for a protein of 652 amino acids. Gene Ontology annotation, cellular component: NuA4 histone acetyltransferase complex.
AAGUUUUUUUUUCAUUUGUUACACUUCAGAGGUUUAAUAAAAUAAAUAAAACAGAAAUACAACAUGUUGUAUUUGGAGGACUAUUUAGAGAUGAUUGAGCAUCUGCCGCAGGAGCUGCGAGACCGUUUCACAGAGAUGCGUGAAUUGGAUCUUGCCGUGCAAAAUAACAUGGACUCGCUGGACAAGAAGUCGCGUCUGUUCUUUCAGCAGUGCAAGCGCGGCGAGCUGCAGCACGAAUCGAUGGACGCGGAAUUCCACAGCCUGCGGGGCGACUACUUCAAGGUAAUGGAGGAUGCCGAUGAGAAAGUUGCCAUUGCCACCCAAAUACAUGAGCUCGUCGAGCGCUAUCUGCGUAGACUGGACAGCGAGCUGUUCAAGUUCAAGUGCGAGCUGGAGGCGGACAACAAUGGCAUCACCGAGAUACUGGAGAAGCGCUCUCUGGAGCUGGAUGGCAAUAAUUCCACAGCUGCAACGGCCCUUUUGAUGAGCAUCAAUCAAAAAGAGAAUCGUUACUAUAACGCAAGCAGCGUUAGCAGCAAUAGCAAUUUAAUGGCUAGCAACAUCAACAGCGCCGCCGGCAUCAUCACCAGCACGGGCAGCACCAGUGGCAGCCUGCUGGUCAACAGCUCCGCACUUAGCAGUCUGUCCGGCAACAAUAGCGCAGUUAGCAGCCAUCAGCGACAUCGCAAGCUGGAGAAGCGGCGCGAAACAAUAUGCACAGUGCCCGUGCAGGAGAAGCGUCCCAAUCUGAAUCAGUCGCUGCCAGUGGCACCCGUCAAUAACAAUGUUGGUGGCAGCCUUGUUAAUCCUGUCGCUGGCAAUCAUGUGAACACGAUCACCACACAUGUCACACUGCCCGUGGUCGCCACCAAUGCCGGCAAUACUGUCGCCGCCGCCGCUAAUAUUGUGCGCCAGCUGCCUACGAAUCUCACAGCGCACAGCGUGCUGAGCACCAGUAGCAACAAUGCGGCUGUUGCGGCAGCCGCAGCUGCUGCCGCUGCAGCUGCUGCAAACAAUACCGUUAACGUUGGGCCCGUAGCAGGCACUGGCACUGGCGCUGGCAUGACUGCCAGCCACGGCAACACCACGGUCAGCUAUAGUCUGCACCAGCUGGGCGGCGGUGCAGCUGCCUCAAGCGCCAUUGCGGCCGCGGCAAGCCAAGCAAUUGUGGCCACCCAACAAAUGCCGCAGGGACGUCGUACGGCCAGCCUGAAGGCCAGCUAUGAGGCCAUACAUGGCGCUGGCGUCGCUAGCAGUACAGAGUUCUGGUCGGCGGCAGCGGCGCAUAAUAGCAGCAUGCAGCAGCCAGCGACUGGAACGCUGGCCACCGCCGUGCAUCAUCAUCCCCCGCAACAGCAGCAACAGCAGCAGCAGCAGCAGCAGCAACAACAUCACCAGCAACAUCAUCAGCAUCAUCACGAGAAGAAGCACAAGAAGAAACUGAAUGCCGGCAUUUCGAUGCCUGGCGGUCUAGCCUACAAAUUCUGGGACGGUUCCUCGUCAGGCAACUCAAUUGCAUCGUCCUCAUCGUCGAUAAGCGUGGACUCAGUUGAUAUGCUAGCAAAUGCCACCACCGCCGCACCCAUACAACACGCCAGUCUCAGCCAAGGCACGCUGGCCAUCAAUCCCACAACGAAUCAACUGGCAACUGCCCAUCCGACAGCCGCCCAUCCGCCAGCCCCUGUAGCAGCUGUUACUCUGCCGACUGUUAAUAGCGUGACGGCGACAUCCAUUGGGUUGCCCAGCACAACGCUUGCGCCCGGCGCUAAUCUAACCAUUAGCGAGAACGGUCUGGUUGUCGAGCAAACCAACGAAGGCGAAUGGUCAUACGAUCCGAACGAGCCGCGCUACUGCACCUGUAAUCAGGUCUCGUACGGCGACAUGGUUGCCUGCGACAACGAUGCCUGCCCCUACGAGUGGUUCCAUUAUCCGUGCGUGGGCAUCACACAGCCGCCCAAGGGCAAGUGGUACUGCCCCAAGUGCACGGCUUCCAUGCGGCGUCGCGGGAAUCGCAAGAACUGAGCUGCACCUCCAUCACACAUGACAUUCUUAUAAUUAGAUGCCUAAAAAGAACUAAUAAAUAGCCGAUCGGCGGAGCGACAA